Messenger RNA from Mycetomoellerius zeteki, 3441 nucleotides. Its product is annotated as Matrix metalloproteinase 1. Gene Ontology annotation, cellular component: extracellular matrix. Lineage: Eukaryota; Metazoa; Arthropoda; Insecta; Hymenoptera; Formicidae. Gene Ontology annotation, biological process: collagen catabolic process; extracellular matrix organization; proteolysis. The record is from RefSeq and is a predicted model, not a curated record. Gene Ontology annotation, molecular function: metalloendopeptidase activity; zinc ion binding.
UCCGGAUAGAGCAGCACCGCGUACCCGCGCGUUUUUCAUCGGCUCUCCUCUCCUUUAACGUGGAUCAUCAGUCCAUGAUCCAUCCUUGUUCGUUUCAAUUUUAUUGAUCUCUAUUUCUCUCGUUUUAUUUCUUCGUCAUCCUUCGCUCCUCGAUUUCGAGUUCAUCGAAACGGACCAUCUCUGCAAAUCACGGAAGAGGGAGGUCUUUGUCGGACUGAAAAUCGAACGAGGUGCAUGUGAAUACGCCGAGGAGUUACGUUCGGAGCAACAGCGAAAGAACCCCGGGGCGAACCAUCAGGCGAAGAAAACACUACGAGAUCGAUAGUGUUGUGGCAACCACGUUAAAGACCACCACCCUGCCAAGUGGUACUCUAUCGAGAACUACGGUGGAAACGGUUAAUGUAGAGAGAUCGUUUCUUUCGCGUGUAGUAGAAUUAACGCGAGAAGUAACGUUGAGAGUCCGAUAGCUCGUAUAUGCGACAAUUUAUCUAAACAAGAGGCUAAUUGAAAUCAAAAGUACCUAUCAUCAUCUGACAUCGUCCGACGUUGCGAUUUUCGGGGUGUCUUCGAGAAGCACGUGUAACGUGUGUAUUCAGUGUUUUUUAAGGGGUGUAAGGAAGAGGAUACUGACUCUGUCUACGAGCGAGAAAGUCACGGUGAUCAAUUCCUUAGCGGAAAUCCAGCUUAACAAAAGCACGAGUUGAAUCGAAAACAGUCGUCGAAAAUAUGACGAGGUGGACCGAAAUCGUUUUACAAUGGCGAAGAACCAACAUCUACCUGAUUGCGUUCCUCGUUUUAUACGCGAAUACAGAAGCAGCACCGACUGAUUUCGUCGUUAGCGAUACCACUGCCGCGAAUUAUCUAGCGCAAUACGGAUAUUUGCCGCCGACAAAUCCGGAAAAUGGUGCUUUUUUAAGCGAGGAUAAAUUGAUAGCAGCGAUAGAAGAAUUUCAAGCAUUUGCUGGUCUUAAUAUAACAGGUGAAUUAAAUGAAGAGACUACUAAGCUUAUGGCUACACCAAGAUGCGGUGUUAAAGAUAGAGUUGGACCAGCUGCCGAUGGAAGAUCGAAGAGAUACGCUCUUCAAGGGUCCAGAUGGCGUACGAAGAACCUAACGUACAAAAUUAGCAAGUAUCCAACUGGUCUCAACAAACAGGAAGUGGAAAAGGAAAUAGCGAACGCGUUCGCUGUUUGGACGGGUGAAACUGAUCUGACAUUUACCCGCAAGGGAGGACACGAAAAUGUUCACAUCGAGAUCAGAUUCGAAGUAGGCGAGCACGGCGAUGGUGAUCCUUUCGAUGGACCUGGUGGCACCUUGGCACACGCAUACUUUCCCGUAUACGGUGGUGAUGCUCACUUCGACGACUCUGAACGAUGGACCAUCAGAAGCUACCGCGGUACCAAUCUCUUUCAAGUCGCGGCUCAUGAAUUCGGGCACUCGCUUGGCUUAAGUCACAGUGAUGUCAAGAGUGCCCUGAUGGCACCUUUUUACCGCGGCUACGAUCCACAUUUUACUUUAGAUCAAGACGAUGUUAGCGCGAUUCAGGCUCUAUAUGGCACGAAAACUAAAUCGCCACGAGGAUCGCGACCUGCGCCGCCUGCCGAAGAAGACCCUGAAUUGUGUAAAGAUCCAAAGAUCGAUGCAAUGUUCAAUACGAAAGACGGCGAGAUAAUUGCGUUCAAGGGAAAACAUUACUGGAAAUUAACAGACGACGGUGUGGCUAGCGGUUAUCCUAGACGUAUUAGUAGCACGUGGAAGGAGCUUCCAUCAAAUAUAGACGCUGCAUUUACAUACAGGAAUGGCAAAACUUACUUCUUCAAGGGCACGCAAUACUGGAGGUACAUUAAUACGACCAUGGACGGUGACUACCCGAAGGAAAUUAGCGAUGGUUUUACUGAUGCGGCUACCGUAUGGACUGGAAACGGCAAAAUUUACUUCUACAAGGGUACGAAAUUCUGGCGCUUCGAUCCAUCGUCGAAGCCACCAGUGAGAAGUAACUAUCCUAAACUCAUUCAAAAUUGGGAAGGCAUACCGAAUCACAUCAACGCGGCAGUAACGUACAAGGGCUAUACGUACUUCUUCCAAGAUAACGCCUAUUAUCGAUUCAACGACCGAUUGUUCAAGGUUGACGAUGCUAAUCCUGCCUUCCCGAGAUCAACAGCGUACUGGUGGUUUGGGUGCAAGUCCGCUAACAAAGGGACAAUAGGUAAUGAUCGCUGGCCAUUCGCAUUUGCCAGUAAUCUGGACGUGGCUGAUACAUACGACGAUUACGGUAAUCUUGACAGCGUUGGUGACAUCAUUCUAGACGCAGGAGGAACCGACGAGCUCGUCACAUCGUCGAAUCACCAUCACGAAAACUCUGGGGCGCCCGUGAAUUCGUUGCAUUCAUUGGAAAGCACACAGCAACUCUUGCUCAGCAUCGUCACAAUGAUCAUCGCGAGGUUCGUCGUGGCUACGUAAAGGCUUUGAGAUCGUCGACUUUGAGAAGCGAUGUAGUGACUUGAAACUCGAAUCGAUAUGCAUGCGCCGAAUGUGAUCGAAAGGUGUCGAUAGAAUUUUUGUUUAUUUUCCAUUUUCGAAAAGUGAAUGCCAAUCGAAACGCGUUCAAGAACUUGCGCUCUCGGUAAUUAAGUAGAUAGUUAGAAAAUUAUGACGAGCACAAUAUUUCCGCCGCAAUUAAACUGUCGAGGUGCGUCGUUGCGCGACGCAGCUAUAGUACGUAUUUAAAUUUGCACUAUUCAAAGAUAUAUAUAUGUAUGUAUAUAUAUAUAUAAAUAUCUUUCAAUAAUGUUUCACACGCAGUAACGUAACAUAGAAUGUUCUACACUGCCUAUUUAUUCGCGUGUCCAUUAUUCGCAAAGACUUUAAACAUCAAAGGCACUUAUAAAUUCCUGGGGAUCCAAUCGUUUGAUUAAAUCGCGAGGUGUAUAAAAGGAUAUUCGGGCAUUGCGACAUGACAAGCAAUAAUCGGAUUCUUUAUUGACAAUAUUGUAAUUAAAAAAUAUUUGUUGAUCAAUUAAAAAUGUUAUGUGAAUAUUAUAGACUCUCCUACUUAUGUAAUGUAAAUCCUAAAAUAUUUUAUGUAACAGUAAGAAAUUACAGCCUAUGUAUUACUUUCAUGAAAUAUCUAAUCAUAUUUGCAUGCGCAAUACAUUUUUAUAUGUAUGUAAAUAUCUAUACUACUAGUGUCAUCGUUGCUGCGUUGCGACUAUUCUAAAGUGACUGUUAUCUUAUGGUGCAAGUGCCUUAGAAAGUAUUUUUGUAAUUUAUACAACUCUCUGAAAAGAAUUGUAAAUGCCAGAUAUGUUCAAGCGCAACUUUUUCUACACGUCAUUUCAAACUAAGUGUUUGAUUUCGCUUCCAUUAUGCGACGUUGCGUAUGUCUGAAGUGAAUUGUUUUUAUAUAAAUGCUUUCAUUACGAUUUCUGUCAUUGAUAGCUU